This is a messenger RNA of Vanderwaltozyma polyspora DSM 70294, 2829 nucleotides long. RefSeq names its product translation initiation factor eIF3 core subunit a (gene RPG1). The transcript has a single exon. Bases 1 to 2829 code for a protein of 942 amino acids. Gene Ontology annotation, molecular function: mRNA binding; translation initiation factor activity. Gene Ontology annotation, biological process: translation reinitiation; formation of cytoplasmic translation initiation complex. Lineage: Eukaryota; Fungi; Ascomycota; Saccharomycetes; Saccharomycetales; Saccharomycetaceae. The record is from RefSeq and is a predicted model, not a curated record. Gene Ontology annotation, cellular component: eukaryotic translation initiation factor 3 complex, eIF3m; eukaryotic translation initiation factor 3 complex, eIF3e; multi-eIF complex.
AUGGCUCCUCCAGUUUUGCGUCCAGAUAACGCUAUUAAGAGAGCAGAUGAAUUGAUUUCAGUUGGUGAAAGCCAAGCUGCUUUGCAAUCUCUGUAUGAAUACUUAACUGCUAGAAAGAUCCGUUUUGCUCAACCUUCUACUGUCGAACCAAUUGUAUUCAAAUUCUUAGAACUUGGUGUCGAUUUGAAAAGAGGAAGAUUGAUAAAGGAUGCCUUACAUCAAUAUAAAAAAUUGGUUCAAGGCUCUCAAGAUGGUCUAUCCUCAGUAGGUGCUGUUGCUCGUAAAUUCAUCGACUGUGUUGAAACUAAAAUGGCUUUCGAACAUUUGAAAGCUGAGGAAUCCCAAACUGAAGAAGAUGAUGACUUAGAAGGUGGUGUCACUCCAGAAAAUUUAUUGAAAUCUGUUUACAUUCAAGAUCAAUCUGUUGCUGGUUUUAAUGAUGAAGUUGUCACCUCUUGGUUGAAGUUCACUUGGGAAUCUUACCGUGCCGUUUUGGAUUUAGUUAGAAAUAACUCUCAGUUAGAAAUUACCUAUGCUGGUGUUGUUAACAGAACCAUGCAAUUUUGUUUGAAAUAUAACAGAAAGAAUGAAUUCAAAAGAUUGGCUGAAAUGUUGCGUCAACAUUUAGAUGCCGCUAAUUACCAACAAAGUAAAAUCGGUUCCAACAUCGUUGACUUGAGUGAUUCCGAAACUUUGCAACGUUACUUGGAUCAACGUUUCUUACAAUUGAAUGUCUCUGUUAAAUUAGAAUUAUGGCACGAAGCCUUCAGAUCCAUCGAAGACGUCUACCAUUUGAUGAAAAUGUCUAAGCACACUCCAAAAUCUUCUACUUUGGCUAACUACUAUGAAAAUUUGGCCAAGGUCUUCUUGAUCUCCAAUGCUCAAUUAUUGCACACUGCUACUUGGGAAAAAUUCUAUAGAUUAUACCAAUCCAAUCCAAAUGCUACUGAAGAAGAUUUUAAGAAAUAUUCAUCUAUUAUCUUGUUAUCUGCUUUGUCUACCCCAUUGGACAUUUUACCAACUGUUGGUUAUGACCCACAAAUGCGUCUAUACCGUUUAUUAGGUUUGGAAUCAAGACCAACUAGAAAUGAAAUGAUCGAAUUGGCUAAGCAAGAAGAUAUAUACAAGCAUAUUGAUGAAGACAUCAUUAAGUUGUACGAAAUUAUGGAAAUUAAUUAUAAUGCUGAUACCAUUAAAACUGAGAUUGCUGCUUUGUUACCAAAGUUGGAAGCUAAACCUUAUUUCAAACAAUACAUUAACCAAUUAAGAAAUGUUCUUUUGAGAAAGAACUACGUAAGCUUAUCUGAAACAGAAAAUGCCAUUCCUACUGAUGCCUUAUAUGACAAGGCAUCUUUACCAGGUGUUUUGUCUCUUCCACACUGGGAUAUGGAAAAGACUUUGUUGCAAGCUGCUGUCGAAGAUUAUGUUUCUAUCUCGAUUGACCAUGAUUCUAAUACUGUUACUUUCUUCAAAGAUCCAUUUGAAAUUAUUUCAAAAGCAGCUGGAACUGUUGAAGAAGAAGAAGAGGAAGAAGAAGAAGAAGGUGAAGAAGUUGAAGGCGAAGAAGCUGAAACUGGUGAAGAAAUCGUUGAAGAAGGUGAAGAACAUGAAAACGAAGAAAAUAAAGAACCAGAACCUGUUAUUACUCGUACUACAUUCAUCCGUAAUAGAUUGGCUGAACUAUCUAAUGUUUUGGAAGAAAUUGAUGCCUUCAAGAAUGCUUCUUACUUAGAAAAGGUCAAGUUGGCUCGUGAAACUCUGAUUACUCAAACUAAAGAUUCUAUUGAAAACUUGAAACAAAUUGCAGAAGAUCGUGCAAAGAGGGCUCAAGAACAAAAGAAGAAAUACAUGGCUUCUGCUGCUGUUAGAGCUGAAGAAGAUGCUGAAAUAAGACAAAGACAAAUUUUGGAAGAAAAGGCAGCUUUGGAAGCUAAGUUAGAACAAGAUGCUCACCGUCGUUUAGUUGAAAAGAAGAAGCGUGAAUUUGAAGAUUUGAAGCAAAGAGAAAUCCAAAAGUUUAUUGAUGAAUUUAACAAGAAAGAUCACGCUGCCAAGAUUGCUUCUGAAGAAGUUCAAGGUUUAGAUAUCAAGGAAAUUAAGACUUUGAUUUUCAGCAAGUUAUCUCAAGACAAAUCUGAAUUAGAAGAUCGUAUGACCAGUUCUCUACAAAAAUUGGAUCAUGCUGAAAGAGCCUACAGAAAGUCAGAAUUGCCAUUGUUGAGAAAAGAGGCGGAAUCAUUGAAGGAAACUGAUAUGAAUAAAUUCAAUGAUAUGAAAUCCAAGAUUGUUGACACUGCCAGAGCUGAAUUUGAUGCCAAGAUGGAAGAUCACAACCGUCUGGUUGGUGUUUACAACGAUUACGUUUCAUUGAAAGAUCGUUUGACAACUACUGUUGAAGAAAAAUUCAAAUUAAUUCGUGCUGAAAAUGCAGCUAAAUUUGAAGCAGCCAAGAAAGCUAGAAUUGAAGAAGUUCGUAAGCAACGUUAUGAAGAAUUAGUUGCUGAGCGUAAGGCUGAGAUUGAAGCUGAAGAAAGAGAAGAACGCGCUAAGAAACAAGAAGAAACGGCUCGUAAGCAAAAGGAAAUGGAAGAAGCUGCUGAAAGAAAGUCUAAGGCAUCAUCUGCAGCUGCCGCAAAAUCUAUCCUUACUGGAGGAAACGAUGCUCGUUCUGCUAAAUUGGACGAAAUUGCUCGUAGACAAAGAGAGAUUGAACAAGCUGCUGAAAGAAAAGCCCAAGGUCCUUCUGCCUCUACUGAAGCUCCAGAUGAUGAAGGUAGAAAUCUAACUUAUGCUGAAAAGAUGAAAUUAAGAAGGGCUAGUAAGAAAUAA